This is a messenger RNA of Gymnogyps californianus (California condor), 1901 nucleotides long. Its product is annotated as guanylate-binding protein 1-like. NCBI's taxonomy places the organism in Eukaryota, Metazoa, Chordata, Aves, Accipitriformes, Cathartidae. The transcript has 11 exons. Bases 54 to 1901 code for a protein of 615 amino acids. The record is from RefSeq and is a predicted model, not a curated record. Gene Ontology annotation, molecular function: GTPase activity; GTP binding.
UGUUAGCCAGCCCGUCUCGCCGUCUCCUCUGCAGGCUGCGUUUGCUGUCAGCAAUGGCAUCUGAAAUCCACAUGCCGGUGCCUGUGUGCCUCAUUGCGAACACCCAGACGAGGGGGCUGGUGGUCCAGCAGGAGGCCCUGCAGGUGCUGUCGGAGAUCACCCAGCCCGUGGUGGUGGUGGCCAUCACAGGGCUGUACCGCACUGGCAAGUCCUACCUCAUGAACAGGCUGGCUCGUCAGAGGAAAGGUUUCUCCCUGGGCUCCAGCGUGCAGUCCCACACCAAAGGUAUCUGGAUGUGGUGUCUACCUCACCCCUGCCAGCCUGGACACACUCUGGUGCUGCUGGACACUGAAGGGCUGGGCGACGUGGAGAAGGGCGACACCAAGAACGACACAUGGAUCUUUGUGCUAACCAUACUGCUCUCCAGCACCCUGAUCUACAACAGCAGAGGCACCAUUGACCAGCAAGCCAUGGACCAGCUGCACUAUGUGGUGAAGCUGACUGAGCAUGUCAAGUUGAAAGCAGCACCCAAGAAGAGUGAAGAUGAAGUGGAGGAUUCAGAGAAAUUUGUCCUCUUCUUCCCGAGUUUCAUCUGGGCUGUCCGGGAUUUCACACUGCAGCUGAAGGUGGCUGGGAAGGAAAUCUCUGCGGACGAAUACUUGGAGAACGCACUGAAGUUAAAGGCUGGGAGCGGCCCGGAGACCCAACGCUACAACCAGCCCCGGGAAUGCAUCCGCCAGUUCUUUCCGGAUCGCAAGUGCUUUGUUUUUGACCAACCGGCCAGCAAGAGGGACCUGGUCCGCUUGGAGGAGCUUGAGGAUGAUGAGCUUGAUCCUGAAUACCAGCAGCAGGUGGAGAAAUUCUGCAGCCACGUCUGGGAAAAGUCUCCACCUAAGACCAUCCCUGGUGGCCACAUCAUAACAGGGCACUUGCUGGGGAAACUGGCAGUGACCUACGUGGAGGCCAUCCAGAGCGGGGCAGUGCCAUGCCUGGAGAGUGCGGUGCUCGCCCUGGCACAGGUUGAGAACGCAGCAGCAGUGAAAGAGGCUGUGACGUUGUACCAGGAUCUGAUGGAGCAGCGGGCGAAGCUGCCGACGGAGACUGUUCAGGAGCUGCUGGAGCUGCACACCCAGUGCGAGCGGGAGACGCUGGAGCUGUUCAUGGCACGGGCAUUCAAGGAGGACAUCUGCUCUUUCCAGGCAGAGCUCAUACGCCAGGUAGAGGCAGUCAAGGUGAAGUUCUGCAUGGACAACAAGCAGGCGUCCCGCAACAAGUGCGAGGCUGCUCUCAGGGACCUCUCCCAACACAUGGAGAGACGAAUCAGUGAGGGUGUCUACAGUGUGUCAGGAGGUUACCAGCUUUUCAAAGGAGACCAGCAGGCACUGGUGGAGAAAUAUUGGGAACUGCCUGGCAAGGGGGUGGAGGCUGAUGCUGUCCUGCAGGAGUUCCUCCAAAGCAGAAAGACUCUGGCCAAAAGCAUCCUCCAGACAGACCUCUCCCUGACAGAGGAGGACAAGGAGCUGAAAAGUGAGCAAGACCAGUAUGAGAGAGCUGAGCAGGAGAGGGAGGUCCAGAGGAAAAAGGGGGCUGAGGACAAGCAGAAGUUGCAGGGCCGGUUACGCAGCUACAAAGAGCACACGCUUCAGCUGAGAAAGAAGCUGGAGCAUUGCUGUGUGAGGCAGCUGGAGGAGCACCAGAAGAUGAUCAGACAUAAAUCAAAGGAGGGGAGUGCGUUGCUCAAGGACGGCUUCUGUGAAAAAGCCACCCAACUGCGCAUGGUGACAUAUAGACUGGAGGAGGAAUAUCACUACAGCAGGAACAACUUCAUGUCCUGGAUCGGUGUAAUGGAGAAGAUGUUCUCCUCUUCCCUCCCAGAGCACCUGGUCUCUCACCUCGUCUGA